Molecule: messenger RNA, 1034 nt
Organism: Xyrauchen texanus (razorback sucker)
Lineage: Eukaryota; Metazoa; Chordata; Actinopteri; Cypriniformes; Catostomidae
Gene: lamp3
Product: lysosome-associated membrane glycoprotein 3
Exons: 6
Coding region: 116-916 (266 amino acids)
Cellular component (GO): membrane
Source: RefSeq, a predicted model, not a curated record
GAAUCAAAUCAUCCAGCCCACCCUCACAAACACAUGUGCAUUAGUCUACCCGCUGUGUUCGAGCUGAUAUACCAUAACAGUAACUGCUCUGAACUUUAAGAGCCAGUUUUUCAAAAUGACUCACACAAUUCGCCUCUUCAUCCUGUCUUUUGUGCUGUCUUCUCUGCCUUGGUCUGGAAGAGCUGUUACCUCAAAUGCUCUUGACCCCUUGCCUGUAGUUGCUUCUGCAAAUGAAGGUCCUGCUAUCAUCAACAAUGAUGCAAGGACUCCCAUCAUCAACAUCUCCAAGAGACCCGCUCUUCAGCCCAAAGAGAGUGCUCCACCUCAGUUCACAUACACCUUGAGGAACCCUCAAGGCAAAUUGUGUUUGCGGGCCAGUCUGGGAGUGGAGUAUAUCGUGAGAGAGAACAAAAAAAAGUAUUAUUUCAACUUAAAUCCCAGUUCAACACGAGCCACAGGAUACUGUGGGAAUAUAAGAUCUGUGCUCUCAUUGGAAUUUCAUGGUGGAAGUCUAGAGUUCACCUUUAUCAAGGACGGGGGUGUCUCUUAUGUGAAGACUAUGAAAGGUCUUCUGAAUCCUGCUCCUCCUUGCAAAAAUUGCCAAAAUAAAACCUAUGUUGGAGUGGUGGAUCAUGAAAAGCUAUUCAAAGCUGAUAAUGGCCUGAGCUUCAAGUGCAAGUCUGACAUGACUCUAAUACUGGCAGACUUCUUCAGAGUUAAACUGGUGCCUCUGCAGAUACAAGCCUUUGACCUAUCUAAUGGAGCAUUUGGAAAAGAGGUUGAGUGCUGGGCGGAUUUCAACAAACGGAUGAUCCCCAUUAUUUUGGGAGCUGUAGCUGCAGCAAUUUGCCUCAUCGCAAUUCUCACUUUCUUACUCAUCCGUGAACGCCGUGGGCAGGGCUACGAACAACUCUGAGACUCUAGAUGUGUAUUAUACAGAGGAAUAAAGUGAUUUAAUAAUGAUAUUAUUGUCUGAUUAUUGGUUUAGAUACACUUUUAAAUAAGGAUCUCAGUAAAUCAUUAAAAUGUGGUUG